CAUGACGGACAGUGAGAAGCGUCCUCAAGCUAAGAGCCUGACCCGGUUCGUGGACAGCGUCGCCCCCUUCAGGCUGUAUGAUGAACAGCAGGAAGGCGCUUCAGUGCAGGAGCUGAGACAGAACGCCCCGUGGAAAAUAUCUGACAAAGAGUUUGAGGUGUUCAGGCUUAAGUCUGAGAGGAAGAUCCGGCUGAAUGAAAUCAUCCGCAAGAACUCACAACACACUGCUCUGGUGCUCGUGAGCCUCCCUGUGCCGCACAGAGACUGCCCCAGCGCUCUGUACAUGGCCUGGCUGGACACGCUGACCUGCGGCCUUCACUGUCCCGCCGUGCUCAUCAGAGGAAACCAGCAGAACGUCCUGACUUUCUACUGCCAGUAAACCCUGAGGAGUUCUGAAGGAACUAGAACAAAACUGACAUCCUGAGAACAACCAGAGAGACGAAAGCAGCAGCUGCAUGACC
This is a messenger RNA of Oryzias melastigma (Indian medaka), 461 nucleotides long. RefSeq names its product solute carrier family 12 member 3-like. Gene Ontology annotation, biological process: sodium ion homeostasis; potassium ion homeostasis; chloride ion homeostasis. Gene Ontology annotation, molecular function: sodium:potassium:chloride symporter activity. Lineage: Eukaryota; Metazoa; Chordata; Actinopteri; Beloniformes; Adrianichthyidae. The transcript is spliced from 4 exons. Gene Ontology annotation, cellular component: membrane. The coding region runs from base 2 to 379 and encodes 125 amino acids. The record is from RefSeq and is a predicted model, not a curated record.